AUGUCCGACAAUCAGGUCAUCAAAGCGGACAAGGACUUCACGAAGGAGGUUGACAAGGCACUGCCAGAAGCUCAAGAGCUUGCGAAGAGCAACCCCCAAGCAGCAAUCGAGAAGCUCCUCCCGCUCGAGAAGCAAACACGGCAAGCAUCAGACCUUGCAUCGACCUCCCGCAUAAUCGUCGCCAUCGUCACAAUAUGCAAGGAAGCCGGGGACUGGAGCCUGCUGAACGAGCAAGUCCUGCUGCUCUCGAAGAAGCAUGGGCAGCUCAAGCAGGCUAUCACGAAGAUGGUGCAGGUCGUCAUGGGCUUUCUUGACGACGCGCCGAGUCUGGAAACGAAGCUGUCCGUGAUCGAGACACUGAGAACGGUCACGGAGGGAAAGAUAUUCGUCGAGGUCGAGCGGGCUAGAGUCACGCGCAUUCUGUCGAACAUCAAGAAGGAGCAGGGCGAUAUCAAUGCUGCCGCGGACAUCCUAUGCGAGCUCCAAGUCGAGACCUUUGGUUCCAUGUCCCGCCGUGAGAAGACCGAGUUCAUCCUCCAGCAAGUGGCUCUCUGCAUAGAAAAGGGCGACUGGACACAAGCAGGCAUCCUGAGCCGGAAGAUCAGCACGCGAUACUUCACCCGCAGGCCAAAGAAGUCGCCCGAGCAGUUGGAGAAGGAGAGAAAAGAGCGCGAGGAGAAGGAGAAGACAAGGAGUGUGGAUGAGCCGCCGCCGGAGCCGGAAGACGACGUUACGGAUCUGAAGCUGCGGUACUACGAGCAGCAGAUUACACUUGCGAAGCACGAGGAUAAGUAUCUGGAUGUGUGUAAACAUUAUCGGCAGGUGCUGGACACGGAGGCCGUGGAGGAGAAUCCGGAGCAGCUGCGCGCCUCGCUGCAACGGAUCAUCUACUUUGUCAUCCUCGCUCCCUACGACAACGAACAGUCCGACCUGCUUCACCGCAUCCACAAAGACUCCCGCAUCUCGCAAAUACCUCAAGACGCUCAGCUACUCAAGCUCUUCACCGUUCCAGAGCUCAUGAGAUGGCCGAUGGUUGCACAGCAGUUCGGGCCACACCUCUGCAGCACCGAUGUCUUUGACGCCGAGAAGGGACAGUCAGGCGACCCGAAAGCGCACCAACGCUGGGAAGACCUCCGGAAGCGCGUCAUCGAGCACAACGUCCGCGUGGUCGCCAAGUACUACACCCGGAUCCAGAUGCCGCGACUGACGCAGCUGCUGGACCUGGCCGAGGACGAGACGGAGAAGUACAUCAGCGAACUUGUGACGGCUAAGACCAUCUACGCCAAGAUCGAUCGGCCGGCGCGGGUAGUGAGCUUCGCCAAGCCGCGGGAUGCGGACGAUGUGCUGAAUGAGUGGAGCGGGAACAUGAAGAGCUUGCUGGGGCUGCUGGAGAGGAUUGAUCAUCUCAUCACGAAGGAGGAGAUGAUGGCCAGGAUCCAGCCGACGAAGGUCGAAAAGGGCAAGACGGGGAAGGCGCAUUAA
This is a messenger RNA of Coniosporium apollinis CBS 100218, 1482 nucleotides long. Its product is annotated as 26S proteasome regulatory subunit N5. The record is from RefSeq and is a predicted model, not a curated record. Gene Ontology annotation, cellular component: cytoplasm; nuclear proteasome complex; proteasome regulatory particle, lid subcomplex. Bases 1 to 1482 code for a protein of 493 amino acids. Lineage: Eukaryota; Fungi; Ascomycota; Dothideomycetes. The transcript has 4 exons.